CCCGCCGCCCACUCUCUGUAGCUGCUCACUGUGGAAUGCUUUAGCCACGGGGGGUCUAGCAGUAAUGACAGGCUUGUGGUGGAUUAAUGUGGAGUUAUUUAUUUCCGAUUGAGCGAGUCCCCCUCCCAUUCAUACCCCAGACACCCCACUCCCCCACCUUAGUUGUUCGGCCUGGUUUCUAUGACUCCUGGAGGUGCUGCGGACGAGCAGUCUUAGACAUUCUAUUAGCGCCAUUCCUCCUCGCUAACACGCUCAGACUACCGCCGACAGGCCUCACACUGCAUUCUGGGAUAUCUUCAACCCUUUACCUGCUCGUAGCUAAUUACUUUUUCGCCAUGCACUCAUACAAUAAUUGGUCUUGUGCUGCUGCCUCCCCUGCCUCCGCUGUGUCGAGUGCUGGUUUGAGCACUUUUUUUCCCUCUGUGUCGUCCUUAUUCCCCUGUUUUUUAUCGUCCUCCAAAAGCCAUCCAAUUAAUAUGCUAAUGAGCUGAUAAAUAUUUAUAGGGGUUUAAAUUAUGCAGAAAGCUUUCAGAGCCCGGUGUGAAAUGCGUCGCUCGCAGGACUUCAAAGCCUUGCAUCGCUAACGAGGCAGGGGCAGAUUUGCAUACGGCUUUAAUCAGCUGAAUACUGAUUAUGCUUCAUUAUAGUGUUGGAGGGGGGAGCAGAGUUGGAGGAGGCUGCCAGCUGCACUUGUCGUUUGUUUCAUUCCAGCAAGAGAGGGAGAGAGAGAACUUUUUCAGAAGUAGCGACAAUCUUGGCACACUGGAGAGAGAGAGCAAGAGGGGGGAGAAAAGAGAGAGCGAGUGCAAAGUAGGCACAGUAAAAGAGAGGGACAGAGGUAUAAGAAAAGAGAGGAGCGAGAGUGAGGGAAGGAGAGCUGUUUGCCUAAACCCUGUUGGCUUUCCCAGUGUGCGUAUCCCAGUGUUGUUCAGUGAACCGUGUGGUGGACAGUGCCACUGUGUCUGUGUAUAGCUCUAGUUGUAUUGGACUCUGCUCACUGACCAGUGGAGAGUGAACAGAGGGAGGAGUGGGAGGAGGGACGGAGUGCCGGACACCCUGUCUGAGGGUUUGCCUGGCAGAGGCAAUUUUCCUUGAUAGCUUUUGCAACCAUGCUGGAGAACACAGGUGGAGCAGGAGUGGAUUCUAAAAUGAGUAAUCAGUCAGAAACUACUAAAUGUGCAAUGGAGAGUGGUGACACAAACAACGGAGUCCAAACCAAUGGAUUGGACUUUCAGAGGCAGACGGUGCCAACCACAAGUGCAAUCACUAACGCACAUGCACAAGCCCUCCUCCAACAGUUGACCCUGACCCCAGCGCAGCAGCAGCUGUUGAUCCAGCAGGCCCAGGCUCAGCUCCUGGCUGCGGCCGUACAGCACUCGGCCAGCCAGCAGAACAGCACCACUGGGGCCAACAUCUCAGCCUCUGCAGCCACCCCCAUUACCCAGCUGCCCCUGUCACAGCCCAUCCAGAUCACCCCUCAGUUGCAGCAGCUACAGCAGCAGAAUCUGAGUCUGCCCCAGUUUGUUCUGGUGCAGCCCGGCCACCCCAUCGCCACGCCACUGCAGCCCGCUCAGUUCAUCAUCUCACAGACGCCGCAGGGCCAACAGAGUAUGCUCUUACAGGGCCUUUUGCAAGCCCCGAGUCUUCUAACUCAACUACCUCAAAGCCAAGCCAACCUCCUGCCGUCUCAACCAAACAUCACCCUUGCAACUCAGCCUGCAACUCCAACCCGCACAAUAGCAGCCACACCCAUCCAAUCCCUGUCCCACAGUCAGACCCCACCCAAACGGUUGGAUACGCCUACUUUGGAGGAGCCCAGUGACCUGGAGGAGCUGGAGCAGUUUGCCAAGACCUUCAAACAGAGACGUAUCAAACUGGGCUUUACACAGGGGGACGUUGGCCUGGCCAUGGGGAAGCUGUAUGGGAACGACUUCAGCCAGACUACGAUCUCUCGCUUUGAGGCCUUGAAUCUGAGCUUUAAGAACAUGUGCAAACUCAAGCCAUUGCUGGAGAAGUGGCUCAACGAUGCAGUUUGUGCAGAGAACCUGACGUCUGACCAGGCCCUGUCCAGCCCCAGUGCCCUAGGCUCACCCGGCAUGGGCAUAGAGGGGCUCAACCGCCGACGUAAGAAGAGAACCAGUAUUGAGACCAACAUCCGAGUGGCCUUAGAAAAGAGCUUUCUGGAGCAGAACCAAAAACCUACCUCUGAAGAGAUUACCAUGAUCGCCGACCAGCUCAACAUGGAGAAGGAGGUGAUUCGGGUCUGGUUCUGCAAUCGACGGCAGAAAGAAAAGAGGAUUAACCCGCCUAGCAGUGGCAACACUGGAGGAGGCAGCACCCCCAUCAAAACCAUCUUCACUCCCAGUAGCCCUCUGGUGGCCAGCACGGCAAGCCUUGUGAGCAGUCCAACCAUCAACACACCCACCACUCUGACUGUAAACCCAGUGAUGCCGCUCACCAGCACCAGUGUCUCCAACUUGUCCUUCACAGGCACAACUGUUGGAGCAACAAACACGGCAUCCGUCAUCUCCACCGCACCGAUGGCUACUGCAGCAAGCUCUCCGUCUUUAAGCCCGCCGCCGACAACCAUACAGUCCACGGCUGCUGAGUCAAGCAAAGCCGGCACCCAGGCGCAAACCAUUGUCACCCAGGCCGCAACAUCUCUAGCCACCACUCUAGGGACGGGUCAGGUGAUGGUAGCGGCGCCGGGGCUGUCUGCGGCGCUGCAAGGUGCUGCCCAGCUACCCACCAGCGCCAGCUUUGCUGCGAUGGCUGCUGCUGCUGGGCUCAACCCAGGACUGAUGGCCUCUUCACAGUUCACUCCAGGGGGGGCCCUACUGAGUUUGACUCCUGGUGGCCUAGGCAGCGCGCUGAGUCCUGCCCUCAUGAGCAACAGCACCCUGGCCACUAUACAAGCUUUGGCGUCGAGCGGCACACUCCCCAUCACUUCCUUGGACGGUGGUAACCUGCUGUUUGCGAACACCUCGGCUGGUAACACGCCAAACCUGGUGACCGCACCCCUCUUCCUGAACCCCCAGAACUUGUCGCUGCUCACCAGCAACCCCGUCAGUCUGGUGUCGGCCAGCGCGGCGGGGGCGGGGGCGCUGCAGGUCACCGCUGACGCCCACCAUCAAGCCACCACGGCUGCCGUGCCUGUGCCAGCCUCGACCAUUACCACUGCCUCCAAGGCUCAGUGAAGCGGAUCAGGCUGCUUUCCAAACGACGCCCUGUUUCUUAUGUCGUGCACUACUGUUACACACCAUAUAGGGAAUAGGAGGGUUGUUUGAUAAUAGGCUCUGUGCUUCACUCACCACCCCUGCACCCUACCUUUUUCCCCUUUUUUCUAUCAUUAUUUAAUCGUUUUUGCUGCCACCAAAAAGAAAUCCUGCUCUAAUGAGAGUGGGGUUGACUUUCUUUCCUACAUUUUCCUCUCUACUUAUUUUUUUUUUUUUUGGGGGUUCUUGGAUGUUCGCUCCAGUGUCACAAACAGUAGCCUGACGGACUCUGUUGUUGGCCUGCUACUCCUCAUGAACCUUGACAAGUGUCCAGGAAGAAAUAACCAUGGUACCAUCAAACUGUUUUUUUUUUUUUUCCCGCCUCACAUUUUGUGUAUAUAUCCUCCAAUUUCCAGGUCAGAAUUUCCUCUGAAAAACUUCUAACCAAAAAAAAGUUUAGGAUUUUACUUUUAUAACAUUUAAACCAAACUGAUUUACUACUAAUUUCACAAUAUUCAUCAUCACUAAUGGGGAUUUUUGUGUCACCCCUAUCUAUAAUUAUCUCUUUUGGGUUCUGUUGGACAGGCCUUGACAUAAAUCAUAUCAAAGUUAUAUUUUAGAGACUUUUUUUUUUUCUUUUUUCUUUUCUUUACUGUCUGUAUAUUAUUUUUUUUUGACAUUUUCAGAACUUUGUAAGUCUAAUAUUAAGUUAAGAUUUAACUCCUAUAUCGAUUUUUAAUCGUGGUUAUAAGGCUUUAAAAACAAGUAAUAAGUGGCCGAUAUAAAGGUUAUCAUUGCUUUAAGGGCCAGAGGGACCAGAUGUGUCUCUCUGGGUCUCUGUCUGGAAACACUGAGUUAUACAUUUUGCAGCAGUGGCAAAGUGGCCACCGAGCUUUUGUAAAAUGGAAGUCUAGGCGUGGACCAUAGACACUGAUAGGAAAUGACUGAAAUCAUUACGUUGAGAGCUUUAAAAGGAGCUGCAGACGUGCACUCCAAUGUUCAAUUGAAGGUAGGAUUUUUUUCUUUUGUUUUUUUUUUUUUUUGGAUGAUGAUAUUAAUUGGAGAGAUGUACAGCAUGUUCGGAUUCAGGGGUCCGGAGUCUGCAUGUGUCUGAAUAGGUUUUCUCUACAGCUCAGGCAGAUGCUGAGAGUUCAGUAACCGUACGAUCUGCGUGGCUCUGCGGCUCACUGGUCUCUCUUUUGGGGGGCUCACAGUUGUCAUACCAGCUGUAUGAUAACAUUGGCUAGAUGGGGGUUAUUGUCUUUUUUUUUUUUUUUUUAAGUACCGUCGUAUCUACUUGUGCACAGUAUCUGUACCAAAAAAAAAACAAAAACAAAAAACUGGAUUGAUGAGCUGCAGUCUGCCUGUUUUGGGAGGAAUGAAAUUCUGUCUUGUUUUUAUUUUAUUAUAUUAUUUUUUUUCUAUCUGUCUGCAGUCAUUUGACUGGCUUACUU
This is a messenger RNA of Myripristis murdjan (pinecone soldierfish), 4669 nucleotides long. It is a transcript of the gene pou2f1b, whose product is annotated as POU class 2 homeobox 1b. Gene Ontology annotation, biological process: regulation of transcription by RNA polymerase II. The coding region runs from base 1110 to 3197 and encodes 695 amino acids. The record is from RefSeq and is a predicted model, not a curated record. Gene Ontology annotation, molecular function: RNA polymerase II cis-regulatory region sequence-specific DNA binding; DNA-binding transcription factor activity, RNA polymerase II-specific. The transcript has 14 exons. Gene Ontology annotation, cellular component: nucleus. Lineage: Eukaryota; Metazoa; Chordata; Actinopteri; Holocentriformes; Holocentridae.